AAUCAAAUGGUUCACUUUGGCUGUAAAAGAGUCUUAUUCUUGAGGUGAGCUAUUUAGCACGAGUUACCCAUUUCUAGUCACGCCCAGUAAACCAUGCUCGACAUGGCCGUGCGACCCUUCUAUCACCAUGCCUGACCCAAACAAGCCCGGUUGCAGCAACUCGUACGAUUUCUUCAUACGCGGAGAGGAAAUUCUUUCCGGAGCUCAGCGCAAGAACGCGCGGAAACUUUCGAGCCCCCAUUUGACCCCGUCACCCCGCCACCAUCCAGCUGUACCUCGAUCUCGAGGGGUUCAACUGAGCAAUUGUAUCUUGCGCGGAAGGCAGUCUCCCACUAGUGGUCUUCGCGCUGGGAGGUCUGGGGGUAGGGUUGCCGUUAUCCCCUUUGCGACGCUUGUGGGCCUCCAACCUAGCGAGCUUGGCGCGGGUAGCUGCGAGUGCAGCUUCGAUAUCCUGGUUGCCGGCAAGGUCCUGAGAGCCCGGCUGCGGGUCCUCCCCAUCGGGGCCAGCUCCUUCUUCAUCGUCGCGGCGGCGUACACGGGUCUGGGGCUCGGUGUUCCCGGCUUCGUUCUCUGGGGCUGGUAGGCCAUCGUCGGCGGCUGACAUUCCCACGCUAUAUAUGACGGCACCUCGGCGCAAUUUUCUCAGGCUAUCGUCUCGCCGAGCGUUCGGACGUAACUUGGCAAGGCCGGGUGACGACGGUAGACGUGGGUGUAUCUUGGCUAUCGCGAGUGCCCAGAUCCAGGCUGCACCUCAAGCGAUUUCUCUUUCUCGAAUCGCUAAGAUUAUGGCUGAGCGCACGAAUAAAGGUAAGGAAGGGGAAAAGGAGAAGGAAGGUAUCCUGAAGGACUAUAAAUCCGAGAACGAGUCACGUGCACGCUCAGCCUGGGUUUUAUCCACACAUGCACCCGAGGGUGAAUAUUCUCCAGGAGGUCACCCCGACCCGCGC
Messenger RNA from Fimicolochytrium jonesii, 947 nucleotides. RefSeq lists its product as uncharacterized. The record is from RefSeq and is a predicted model, not a curated record. The coding region runs from base 128 to 583 and encodes 151 amino acids. Lineage: Eukaryota; Fungi; Chytridiomycota; Chytridiomycetes; Spizellomycetales; Powellomycetaceae. The transcript has a single exon.